Molecule: messenger RNA, 4906 nt
Organism: Eleginops maclovinus (Patagonian blennie)
Lineage: Eukaryota; Metazoa; Chordata; Actinopteri; Perciformes; Eleginopidae
Product: heterogeneous nuclear ribonucleoprotein L-like
Exons: 14
Coding region: 183-1877 (564 amino acids)
Biological process (GO): regulation of RNA splicing; mRNA processing
Cellular component (GO): nucleus
Molecular function (GO): mRNA binding
Source: RefSeq, a predicted model, not a curated record
GAGGGAUGUGUCCAGUCCACUCACACCUCCACACAGAAAAUCAGUGGGGCUUUAGAGAGACAGACAGGGAGCCAGCGGAGCAGCGGCACGGGGACAUACAAGGACACAGAGACAGAGACACAGCGGGAUAACGGCUGCCAUGCCCGGGUCCGUGUGAGCAGCUCUUACAGGUCCACCGCAGCAUGGCGACGGUAGAAGGAGCCGAUCCGCGCGAGGAAGGGGAGUACGGAAGGGCGGCAAAACGGCAGAAAACGGAGGAGAGGGAGGCGGAGGCGGAGGAGAGAGAUGAGAGAGAGGAAAGAGAGCAGAGAGAGGAGGGGGAGGAGGAGCUGGAGGAGGGGGAGGAUUCGGACUCCGGCUCGCUGGCCGGUAACGUAGAGUCAGCGGGGGAGAACCCGGCCCGCUGGAGCGGCAGCCAACACGGAGCAGGACGGAAGGAUAAUGGUGAGGAGUCCCAUCGCAUCUCUCCCAGCCCCGUGGUCCACGUGAGGGGGCUUUGUGAGGCCGUGGUGGAAGCAGACCUGAUAGAUGCCCUGGAGAAGUUUGGAUCCAUAUGUUAUGUGAUGAUGAUGCCGUUCAAGCGCCAGGCCCUGGUGGAGUUCUCUGCCGUGGAGAGCGCGGACCGCUGUGUGUCCUGUGGAGCCAAGGAGCCAGUGUACAUCGCAGGUCAGCAGGCGUACUUUAAUUACUCCACAUCCAAGAGAAUCACCAGGCCCACCAACGCUGACAACCCCAACAGUGGCAACAAGGUCCUGCUGCUGUCCAUCCAGAACCCCCUGUACCCCAUCACCACGGAUGUUCUGUACACGGUGUGUAACCCCAUCGGCAGUGUGCUGAGGAUCGUCAUCUUCAAACGAAAUGGAAUCCAGGCCAUGGUGGAGUUUGAGUCUGUUCAGUGUGCUCAGAAGGCCAAAGCUGCUCUGAACGGAGCUGACAUCUAUGCUGGCUGCUGUACACUCAAGAUCGAAUAUGCAAGGCCAACACGUCUGAACGUGAUUAAGAAUGACAACGAGAGCUGGGACUACACCAAACCAUACCUGGUCAGACGAGACCGUGGAAAGGGAAGGCAGAGACAGGCCAUUUUAGGAGAGCACCCCUCGUCCUACAGUGAUAACGGCUAUGGCCCCCCCUGCCCCCUGUUGCCUCUGCCCGGCAGCAGCAGGUACAAGCUGGGCUCGGUGGAUGUCCCAGACAUGGUGUCCUACCCUCUGCCACAGUCCUCCUCCUCCUACUCUGGACACGCCCCCAGCUCUGUUGCCAUGGUGAGCGGCCUCCAUUCGUCCAAGAUGAACUGCACCCGCAUCUUCAACCUCUUCUGCCUCUACGGAAACAUCGAGAAGGUGAAGUUCAUGAAGAGUGUUCCGGGCACAGCGUUGGUGGAGAUGGGAGAUGAGUAUGCUGUGGACCGAGCCAUCACACACCUCAACUCCAUCAAGGUGUUUGGCAAGAGACUCAAUGUCUGUGUGUCUAAGCAGCAUGCAGUGAUCCCCAGCCAGGUGUUUGAGUUGGAGGACGGCAGCAGCAGCUACAAGGACUUUGCCAUGACCCGGAAUAACCGCUUCAGCAGCGCAGGGCAGGCGUCCAAAAACAUCAUCCAGCCUCCGUCUGCAGUGCUGCACUACUACAACGUCCCCCCAUGCAUAUCGCAGGACCACCUGCUGAGGCUGUGUACGGAGCAUGAUGUGCCAGGCUUUGUCAAAUUCAAGAUGUUUGAUGCCAAACCCUCCUCUAAGACCAUCUCUGGCCUGCUGGAGUUUGACAGUAAGACGGAGGCGGUGGAGGUUCUGACUGUCCUCAACCACUAUCAGAUCCGGAUCCCCAAUGGAUCCAACCCAUACACCCUGAAACUGUGCUUCUCCACUUCAUCUCAUCUAUAAAAGAAGAAGAGGCGGGAGGGGGGAGCCUGAGACACAGACACCCAGAGGUGGAGGAUCAAACGAUGGACAGACUGAGAGAGAUGUGGCCUUUAGGUGAUAAGAUGAGUGGUGGACACUGUCACACCAAACACACACACACUCAGCCCCCCAGACCAAUCACAGCUCAGCAUGCUACUCUACAGAGUGGUGCUGUGGUGACAUGUUUCUGUAGGCCAGCCCAGAAGUUAGCAUCGCAAGGGCUCCCUCAACAAAAAGACAAUGGGAUUCCUCCAAAUAAUUGCAGAAAAUAAUCUCUGUGGCAAACACACUCUCAUGAUAAAUGGACGUUUAGUUCAGCAGGAUAAUCUGCACAUAUUAACGCCACUUUAUGAUUUUUAACGCGUAAAUGCAGUUGACAGAAGUAAAACGCUUUAGGAUAUAAAGAAACUACAUCACGGUCACAUGACUGCCUGUCACCACAGCUAAGCUGAAGGCAGACUCGGCAUGGCGGUGUUUAGUCGUUUAUUUACUCCCUUGUUAGCUACUGCUGUUUUUAUGACACAUAGCAGCUUCCAACAUUCACAAGUAUCGUAAUUACAGUCUUGUUUUAUAUCUUUGAAUAAAACAAGAACCUCUGGAAAGCUUGUUUAACCUCAGACCUUAUUUCUGCCUUCUAACCAAAAACAUGUUCAAUAAACCUUGGACUUCGAGACGAGGGAACCGGAAGUGCUAAAUCAAGGUUUAGGACUCCUUCCUGCACCACUCUAUAACGACUGACAGACACUCUCUUUUUUCCAAUCCUAAGUCCAGUUUGGACAUCUUUAAAAUGAUGAUUUUAUAAAGGUGGUGACUGAAACAAUAUUGUAUUAUUUUAAACCAGGUACAUAUGGUGUGUUGUUUUAAAUUGUCAUUGAACACAUAUAGUAGAUGUGACUUUGACUUUAACAAAAGUUCUCAUGUAGACAUCAUUAGUGCCAUUUAAGGAUGGAAGUGUCACUCCACUGUCUGUGGGAGCCCGGAGUGGUAUGUGCUGUUAACAAAUGACCUUUAAUGUACGUAGGAGAGUUGUUGUGAUUAAUUUUAGCUCUACAGGGAUUAAUUAAGGUCCGUCUUAUCUUAUCAGUCCCACCAUCGCCAUAUAAGUGCAAGAAAACUUAAGAAGUAUCAAAUUCAAAUGAGCAGAUGAGAUUUACUGAGCACAUUCAUCCUUGUCAUCCGGUAACUUCGUAACAUUUUGGGCACUCUGUGAUCUUCCCUUUAGUGCCACCUCAGGCCAAGAUACCAUGGAAGAAUCAUUUUCGUUAUAAAGCUUUUAGGAACUUUUUUCUAGCACCCUCCUCUAGAUGCUACUGGCGAAGCUCUAGGAAUUGCAAAGUUAUUCAUGCGUUUUUGUCCUGUCAUUCAAACUAUGGGCUGUAAUGAAAGCAGGAUUUCAGACUUUGAUGCUUCUAGUUUGACAGCACUACAUGUUAUAAAUGGAAUGACCACAGUUAUUGCACAUGGAAGAGCUAGUGAGAAACAAUGAGCUUCAAAGGUAGUCCAUAUGGAAAAUAACUCAGUUAACACAGUGCUGUUUCAAGUCUGCUAUUGUCACAUUAAGGUUACUGGUACUUGAAUUAUUACCAGUCAUUACUGUUAAGAUACUGUUGAUGACAUGUGUUUAGUAUAAAACCUGAACACGACUUAAUGUAUUCAGGCAUCAGAAUCUGAGCUGGAUUUCCUAUCUGAGUAUUGAUCAAAUGAUCAUGUGUUGAGCCUUAAACCAGCUCGGGCAUGGACAUGGAGAGCACAGUUGUUGCUAGAUGCUUUGGCUAGUGAAAUAGGACCUGACACAUCCAUUCAGUCUGAUCGUUGCAGAAAGGUCCCGCCUUUUAUCAUUAUUUCUUUAAUGUGUAUUUUCUCUAGCAACAUCGUGAGAGGUCAUGCUGUCAGAGGAAACUCAUGGAAUACAUUUGUUAAGAUAAUGAGAAGCAAAUUAUUGAGUUUGUUAGGACUUCAUCGGCUGAAUUUUACACACCCACUUUUGCGGCAUGAGGUCACCUCUGAACACACCGCUCUCCAACAAAUGGCAGUUCAGUCAGGGGCCAUUUCCUGCAGGUCGACUGUGCUCAGCACCACAGUGGAGUCAGGCUGCAACCAAACACACCAGGUUUUAAAGAAGGACAUCUAUUAAACAGAUGCACUACUUCUUAAACUGGAGAAAACAACUACUGUAAGAGCAGUUUGUCAAAGUAUAACUAGGAAGUCGCUUUUCCAUCUUUCCCAUAAACACACAACUUGUUUUAGAACCGGCUGAUCUUUAAUAUGCGUACAUUCAACCUUUUAGCACCUUAAAGUGUCCCCUCUGUGCUCGUGCUCAUUUCUGAAACAAAUACUGUAUGUACCUAUUUUCACUGCACAUGGAAAUCUACUGGAAUGACAUCAUAUUAAUGGCUGUUGUAUUAUUUUUCAAAUCUAAUGUUGAUGCAAGAUUUGUUGGUGUGUUUUGCAUCAAACAUGUGAAUUAAUAAGCUACCUUAAAUCUGAGAGGAUGAUCGGACACGCUCAGCAGUUUGUUCCAUCCUGUAUCGCAGAUUUCACUGCUCGGAGCUUUUCUUUAAGAAUGUGGGCAUCCAUAACACUUGUUAAUUAAGGCAUGCUUUCUGUAUAUAACGUGUAAAUAAGUAAGCAUUGUGAAAGGUUGUCGUCAGAGGAAUCCCGCUUUGUUUGCAGUUAGAGUAAAGUUCAUUUUGAUGUCGUUUGUACGUCUCUUACAGUACUUGAAUCUUACUGUAUUUCUAAGGUUUUGUUUGAAGUAUUUUUAAGCCUUUAAUGCAGUUUGAUAACACUGAUGUGAGGACUGACAGUAUGAGACAGAUCAGCAGGUUUCUCAUGGUUCUGACUCUGUAAAGAUUAAAUGUUGUUAACUGUCUGUAAUCACUAACAGAACACUCAGAACUAUAGUGCUCAAUUAAUCUAAACAUCUCUGUGGUUGUAACUUAUAUGUACAUGUUGAAAUGGAAUAAAUUCAGGUUUGGAGCUGUCAGGUCAGCUUCACACAGCUCAUCCCA